Molecule: messenger RNA, 3016 nt
Organism: Oldenlandia corymbosa var. corymbosa
Lineage: Eukaryota; Viridiplantae; Streptophyta; Magnoliopsida; Gentianales; Rubiaceae
Source: the annotation of a GenBank genome assembly
GUUGUGUAUGUUUUAUCACCCACAAAAUGUGUAAUGUGUGAUAAACAAAUAGCCGGCAUUCAUUAUGGUUGGAAAAAAAUUGGACUGAAACAACUCUGGAAAGAAAGGAUCUGGUCUGAAUUUUGAAAGUCCACAAAAGACAGCAAGCUAAAGGAAAUUGUUUAGUCGGAAUUGAUUGCUUUCCAGGUCAAUCCCACAUUCAUUUUGGUCAUAAUUUAAUCGGAAAACACCACCGUAGACUGUAAAGUAUACUCAGUCAACAUAAUUACUUCCGGAUGAUUAGUCUUAAACUUAAGGGGGAUGAUCCAAUGAUUCCUUUUCCUCUUUCUUCUUUUCUUCCUAACCAAAAAAAUUUCAGUCAAAAUGCUCCCACUUGCUGUAUCAUUGACAAUUAUCAUCCUCAUCGCCGCCUUCCCCUCUCUUUACGCCCUUGACUUUCUCUACAAUUCAUUCACCUCCGCCGGCGGCGGCGGAGGAGGAGGGUCAUCUUCCUCUCCCCCUCUUCUCAACCUCACUAACGACGCCCGCCUUGAGCCGCCGGUGAUCCGUCUCACCAAUGACUCUAACCAGUUCUCAUUGGGCAGAGCAUUUUACCCUUCACCAGUCCGAUUCAAGAGCAGCCCCAAUUCAUCUUCCAUUUCCACUUCAUUUUCGACCCAGUUCGUCUUCUCCAUCCUUCCUCAAAUCUCCACCAGUCCCGGGUUCGGUCUCGCCUUCGUCUUAUCCGGCUCGACUUCCCCUCCCAACGCCCUUGCCGGGCAGUACUUCGGGGUAUUCUCGACCCAGCUUAAUGCUCCGCCGGGCCCGCUUCUUGUGGUUGAGUUUGACGCCGGGAGGAACCCGGAGUUUAAUGACCCGGAUGAUAAUCAUGUCGGGAUUGACUUGAAUAGUAUAGAAUCCAGAGUUACUCAGAGUGCAGGGUACUUUGAUAGUACUGGAAAUUUUGUCUCUUUUCGAAUGCGGAAUGGGCAAAACAUUCAUGCUUGGAUUGAUUUUGACGGGCCAAGGAAUGAGAUCAAUGUGUCAAUUGCGCCUGUUGGUGUGAGAAGGCCGAGCCGGCCGCUGAUUAACUUUACCAGUCCUGCCUUGGCCAACUAUACGAUUGACCAAAUGUAUGUUGGUUUUUCUGCGUCCAAAACUACUUGGGUUGAGGCACAAAGGAUUUUAGCUUGGAGUUUUAGUGAUAAUGGUGUGGCUAGAGAAAUUAACACCACGAAUUUACCCGUCUUUAGGCCGGAAAGUUCGUCGAGUAAUAAUCUGGGAAGUGGAGCGAUCGCUGGGAUUGUAAUCGGUUGCAUUUUGUUCGUUUUUGGAGUUGUGACAUUUCUGUUCUAUUGGUUUGUGUGGAGAAAGAGGAUCCAAGAGGAUGAGGAGAUUGAGGAUUGGGAGCUAGAGUUUUGGCCUCAUAGGUUUUCUUAUCAGGAAUUAUCAAAGGCUACCAAUGGAUUUUCUAAGAAUGAGCUUCUGGGAGCUGGUGGAUUUGGUAAAGUUUAUAAGGGGAACCUAGAGAAUAACGUGGAAGUCGCAGUGAAAUGCGUGAACCAUGAUUCCAGACAAGGGCUCAAGGAGUUCAUGGCCGAGAUUUCAACAAUAGGUAGGCUUCAGCACAAGAAUUUGGUGCCUAUGAGAGGGUGGUGCAGGAAAGGGAACGAACUGAUGCUGGUGUAUGAUUACAUGCCUAAUGGAAGUCUGAACAGAUGGAUAUUUGAUAAACCAGACAAACUUAUGGGAUGGGAAGGAAGACGGCGAGUUCUGUGCGAUGUUGCAGAGGGUUUGAACUAUUUGCAUCAUGGAUGGGAACAAGUGGUUAUGCAUAGAGACAUCAAGUCUAGCAAUGUGCUGUUGGAUAGUGAAAUGAGAGGAAGGUUGGGUGAUUUUGGUCUGGCAAAAUUGUACACUCAUGGUGAAAGGCCUAAUACAACUCGGGUUGUGGGCACAUUUGGGUACUUAGCCCCUGAAGUAGCUACCAUGGCUACACCAACUGCAUCUAGUGAUGUCUAUAGCUUUGGAGUCGUGGUGUUGGAGGUGGCUUGUGGACGAAGGCCUAUUGAUACUUCAGUCGGGAAUGAGGAGGAAGAAGUUUUAGUAGAUUGGGUUAGGCAGAAAUAUACUGAGGGGAAAUUGAUAGAGGUGGCUGAUCAGAGAAUCAAAGAGGAGUUUGAAGAUGAAGAAAUGGAGGCAAUUUUGAAACUUGGGUUGGCAUGCUGUCAUCCUGAUCCUCUUCGCCGGCCGACAAUAAGGGAGGUCGUGGUGAUUUUGCUUGGGGAAAAUGUAGCUGCCGCACCAAAGGAUCUGCUAUCUGGAUUAACACCCCAAGUUGACAGCUCUCGAGAUGGUUUCAACAAUGAGGGAGAAGAAAAGCCAUUGUCCCCAGAACAACUUAGGUGAGAUAUCUGUUUGUUUUUCAUUGUUACUUCUUACCUUUCAAUCGUUAUCAUCUGUAAAUUUGUAAUGCUUGUGAGAGUUUAAUGUACAUUGGUGAGUGGAUAACUGGAGAGUGAUACCAUGUUACUCUUUUUUUUUGUACAUCUCUUUUUCCUUCAUUGUCUUGUUGUAGUUCAGCAUUCUUGCAAAUAUUGCAGUAGCAUUCUUGUACUUUAGUGCCGUGUGUAGCUUCUCUGUUCUGCCCUAAGACUUAUUUUCAAGAUGAUCAAUGGAACAAUGAAUACAUACCUUCACUUACUGUGUUCUAUUGUUUGAUUUGAAAUGGUAUUUUUGUUCAAACAUUGUAAAGUAGAAACCUCGAUAGAACUUCAUGGACAUUUGUCGAUGUUAUUGGCGCUUUAUCAGUUUUUUUGGCAAUUGGGGCUUUCCUAAAUCAGAGUAUACAUGAUGGAAUUCAUGACAAAAUACAGAAGAGUUUGUUCCCUGGCUUUGUGGGCUUGUGGCUUCUGAUGCUUCCAUUAAAGUUAAACGAUCCCUGGUUUCAACAUUGCCCUCUGUUAAGCUGACGCUUCCAAAACCAGCGGUUAAGAUCAACCCAUAUGAAACCUACCUUCCGGGUUUUAGCAGCUCC